Molecule: messenger RNA, 1215 nt
Organism: Lizanozyma spartinae
Lineage: Eukaryota; Fungi; Ascomycota; Pichiomycetes; Serinales; Debaryomycetaceae
Gene: PRP21
Exons: 1
Coding region: 1-1215 (404 amino acids)
Biological process (GO): regulation of alternative mRNA splicing, via spliceosome; mRNA cis splicing, via spliceosome
Cellular component (GO): U2-type prespliceosome; catalytic step 2 spliceosome; U2 snRNP
Molecular function (GO): RNA binding
Source: RefSeq, a predicted model, not a curated record
AUGGACGUACCUCCUGAUAUUGCAAGUGUGAUAAAGAAGACCGCUGCAUAUGUGUUCAAGAACGGCACAAGCUUUGAGGAAAGAUUAAAGAAGAAUAGUACUAAUGAACAGUUUGAGUUUCUUGAUGACCUGAAUAAAUAUUAUCCUUACUACCAACAGCAGUUAGCAAUUCUUUCAAAGAAUUCACAACCUGGUUCUAAUGACUCUCUCUCUGAAACUCCUCCAGUUCGGGUUCUACGAUCAGAAUCCACACCUAUCACUGUUCGACCAUUAAGAUUCAUCACCAGAUGGGAUCAACCUCCGUUGGCAUAUGACGACCAGAUAAUGAAGCUAACAGCGAUGUUUGUGGCUAAGAAUGGCGAUGAAUAUGGCUCAGCAUUGUAUGAGCAUAAGAAGUCAGAUGGCAAUGGACCUCAGUUUGCCUUUAUGGAUACAGGCCACACCUAUUACCCAAACUAUAUCAACUAUGUUGAAAGCUAUCGCAAGAUUAUCAAGUAUAUGGAGGAAGGAGAAGAUAACAUGGAAGAGCUAUUGGAUAUCAAUGAUGAUCAAGAACCCCUCCAACGAGGAAUACUUCGAGCGUUGUAUAAAAAACACAAUAGACAAGCCAAAAAGGCUUCAAAAGAGAAGGAAAAACAACAGAAGUUGAAUUUUGCUUCAAUAGAUUGGCAAGACUUUGUGUUUGUUGCUCGGAUUGAAUUUGAUUUAAUUGAUCAAGUGAAAGAGUUGGCUGUUCCCGUCACUCGAGAUAGUUUGAUCAACAGAUCAUUACAAGCCAAAUCAGAGGAGGUGGAGCCGAAGAAAAAGGAAGAAAUGGUACCAGAAACAACGGAACCAGAAACAAAGGACGAUCCACAGCGAAACGACGACACGCAAUCAAAGGUAUUUAAAGGAAUGAAGAUUAAAGCCGCUGGAGAAUCGAGAUUAAAGAAGCCACUUAGCUCAACUAGAACUAUCACUUGUCCACUCACAGGGAGACAAAUACCAGAGCACCAAUUUGAAAGCCAUAUACAAGUGCUACUUCGUGACCCCAGAUAUAAAGAACAACAAGAUAAUUACAUUAAGAAGAACUUCUCUCACAGUUCAAACAUCACCACUGAUCAAGUGUAUGAGAAUAUUGUUCGACUCACAAGCAAGAAGAGACCCGCACAAGAACAAGAGCAAGACCGGAAAAAGGUUCAACAAGGUCAGGUCCAUAUUGGACCAACAACAUAA